Messenger RNA from Schistosoma turkestanicum, 321 nucleotides. The record is from the annotation of a GenBank genome assembly. NCBI's taxonomy places the organism in Eukaryota, Metazoa, Platyhelminthes, Trematoda, Strigeidida, Schistosomatidae.
AUGACAUUUCGCUGGCUCUUUAUACGUGAAUUUCAAAACUUACUGAGCUUCAGAUUGUUUUAUUCUGAUAUUUAUUGUGAUUCGAGUGUUUUAGAGCUUGUCAGUAAAUUUGUUUGUAAUAAAUCUCGCAUUUGGUUGAAGUUCCUAAUAUGCAACUGCUGCGUAGAUAAUUUGAUCGGUUCGCAUUAUCUACACUUUAUUCUCCUAACUAUUUUAACAUAUUUCGAUUUGAUACAAGAUGGAUGGAUUGACAUCUCUCGCGAAAUUUACAGAUUAAUUUUAUCUUGGAAUAAUUCCAUGGUCAGUGUGGAAAUACUUUAA